ACAUUGUAUACCUUUUACCAAGUCAAACACUGCUCAAGCGGCAAGCACCAUAAGAGCUCAACCAUAAUGAACAAAGUGCGUCUGCUGUGACUUGUCUCUGUCUUGCCUCUUUGGAGCCCUCUGCCUCAAACUGUUUGCAUAAGUACCCAUUAGUCGCUCUGGUGUAUUUUAGCUUUCUGUUUUGUUGUUGAUUAAGAAAAUGGCCAACAUUUCUGUGCUCCUUUGUUUGGUCAUUACCAUCCUAGUAGCUUCUGGGUUUGCUUAUGGUUCUGGUUAUGAACCAAAGGAGAAGGUUGGUGUUUAUGAGCUCAAGAAGGGUGAUUUGUCUGUCAAAUUCACCAAUUGGGGUGCAACUAUCAUCUCCCUAAUCCUGCCUGACAAACAUGGAAAGCUGGCAGAUGUUGUUCUUGGGUAUGAUUCAGUGAAUGAGUACAAGAAUGAUACUUCAUACAUCGGUGCUAUUGUCGGACGCGUUGCUAACAGAAUCGGUGGCGCUCAAUUUACUUUGAAUGGAACCCAUUACAAGUUAGUUGCUAAUGAAGGAAAAAACAUGCUUCAUGGUGGGCUUAGAGGAUUUAGUGAUGUUGUUUGGAAAGUGAAGAAGUACAAGAAUGAAGGUCAUACUCCUUCCAUUGUCUUCACUUAUCAUAGUGCUGAUGGGGAACAAGGGUUUCCUGGAGAUGUUAUUGUCACUGUCAGCUACACACUCCUUGGAGACAAACAAUUGAUCGUGAAAAUGAAAGCAAAGGCCCUAAACAAGCCAACUCCAGUGAAUCUAGCUCAGCACACUUACUGGAACCUUGGCGGCCACAAUAGUGGUGACAUUCUCUCCCAACACAUCCAGAUCUUUGCAUCCAAAAUCACUCUGGUAGAUAGUGGUCUCAUCCCCACCGGAAAAUUUGCAUCCGUGAAAGGCACACCCUAUGAUUUCCUCAAGCCUCAAGCAGUUGGAAGCAGGAUCAACAAGCUUACGGCAACCAAAGGUUAUGACAUCAACUACGUGCUUGAUGGCCCAGCUGGCAACAAGUUGAAGCGCGCCGCGGUGGUGCAUGACAGCAAGUCAGGAAGGAUGAUGGAGCUCUCAACAAAUGUUCCCGGUAUGCAGUUCUACACAAGCAACUAUCUCCAGGAUGUGAAGGGGAAAGGUGGGUUUGUAUACCAACCACGUGCAGCAUUGUGUUUGGAAACUCAGGGAUUUCCUGAUGCUGUGAACCACCCUAAUUUCCCUUCAACCAUUGUGACUCCAACAAAGUCCUAUAGGCAUUAUAUGCUGUUCAAGUUUUCAACUACAGCUUAACCAUAUGUUCACAUCCCUUUGCUUCGUGAGUUCAAUAACAAAAGGAGGAGCAUGCAAUAACUGUUUCAUUUGUAGUGGAUGAGGAAAUGUCAAGCUUUAAAUUUGCUUUUUGUUCUUCCAAUUCUUGUAAAACUAGGCACCGGC
This is a messenger RNA of Rosa rugosa (rugosa rose), 1441 nucleotides long. RefSeq lists its product as uncharacterized. The record is from RefSeq and is a predicted model, not a curated record. Gene Ontology annotation, biological process: beta-D-galactose catabolic process via UDP-galactose, Leloir pathway; glucose metabolic process. NCBI's taxonomy places the organism in Eukaryota, Viridiplantae, Streptophyta, Magnoliopsida, Rosales, Rosaceae. Gene Ontology annotation, molecular function: carbohydrate binding; aldose 1-epimerase activity. Bases 200 to 1297 code for a protein of 365 amino acids. The transcript has 5 exons.